GCUCUGCCAUUCGCUUGUCAACGUCAGCGCGUAGUUUGGCGCGAGCUGAGUGUUAAUAUGACAGAUUUCAUGAUAAAAGAAGUCAGUGGUGACUUAUUUUCGGCUGGUCCAGAGUAUGCCAUGUGCCACUGCGUGGCCGCCGACUUGCGUAUGGGCAAAGGCAUUGCCGUUAUGUUUCGCAAUAAAUUUGGUCAAAUUGCCACAUUGCAAAAGCAAAACGUGCAGCCCGGCGGCGUGGCCGUGCUGGAGCAUCAGGGACGCUACAUUUACUACCUCAUCACCAAGCAGAACAGUUGGGGCAAACCCACCUACCAGCUGCUGCACAGCUCCUUGAGCGCCAUGCAACAGCAUAUGCUCGAACACAAUGUGCGCAAAUUGGCGCUGCCACGGAUAGGCUGCGGCUUGGAUGGGCUCAACUGGGCCAAAGUAAAAGACAUGCUAGCCGAGAUAUUUUACGCAGACUCUACCGAACUGGUUGUAUAUAAUUAUGUGCCAGGUGCAGCCAAACAAAUUAAAUAAACAGGAACUGUUGUAAAUU
Molecule: messenger RNA, 538 nt
Organism: Drosophila novamexicana
Lineage: Eukaryota; Metazoa; Arthropoda; Insecta; Diptera; Drosophilidae
Gene: Targ3
Product: ADP-ribose glycohydrolase OARD1
Exons: 4
Coding region: 58-519 (153 amino acids)
Biological process (GO): peptidyl-glutamate ADP-deribosylation
Source: RefSeq, a predicted model, not a curated record